Rotaria socialis is the source of this 393-nucleotide messenger RNA. The record is from the annotation of a GenBank genome assembly. Lineage: Eukaryota; Metazoa; Rotifera; Eurotatoria; Philodinida; Philodinidae.
AUGUGGGUGAACAAAGUUGUCUGGAAACAUUUAGCCGUGACGGAAGAUGGACGACCGACUGUCUAUUAUCAAUUUCUGGCUAAUAUAAUUGAACAAAAUCUUACUCAAACAGUUUUACCCGUUUCCAUGUCAUCAAUAAUUGGUGCACGUUUCCUGCGAACAUAUCAAUUCCGUCCGCAACUUAUCUAUCUUGAUUCAGCACAUGAACAAGGGGAGACAUUGAUUGAACUAGCUUUGUAUUGGAAUAUACUACAACCAGGCGGCGUUCUUUUUGGAGACGAUUGGGGCUGGUUAUCAGUGCGUUGUGAUGUCAAAAAAUUUAUGUAUAUGCGAAACAUAACCACAGAACAUUUUGGAAAUACAUGGCUAAUGAAAAAAUCAAUAAAUAAAUAA